UCAUCAAAAAUCGCCGUAAAUUUUACACGAGAUUUGAAGAGGAAUAAGUGCGUUUCGUCAGUGAGUAAAUAAAGUUUAUUAAAUACAUACGAAUUUCUGUUGGUUAUUAUCAGCUGACCUGUAAGAUAACAUUUUUGUCAAUAUUACAAUUAACUGGAUAAGUGCAGAGUGUUGAACAGACCCAUUAUCUGGAUAAAUUGAAGCUCGUUGCUGACUGUCUUCCUGAGUUUGUCAGAAGACUCCAUCGGUGAAAUGUGUCAGGUGGACGAAGACUUUCAGGGUCAGCUGGAGCACACGGAAGUGCCCAGUAUUUCCAAGAAAUGUGUAAAAUGCAAAGAAAAGACGGCAGUUGUGGUUAUCAGAGCAGGAGACACAUACUGCAGGGACUGUUUCAGGGAAUACUUCAUCCACAAGUUCAGGGCCAUGCUCGGCAAAAACAGGAUAAUUUUUCCUGGAGAGAAGGUGCUGCUGGCUGUAUCUGGAGGCCCAUCCUCCUGCUCAAUGCUCAGUCAAGUCCAAGAGGGCUUGAGUCAGAAUGCACACAAGAAGUUGAGGUUUAUUCCAGGCAUAGUAUACAUCGAUGAGGGUGCUGCUGCAGGUCGGUCUGUAGACGACAGGAAGACAGCGAUGGCUCAGAUGCAGACACUGUUUGAAGCGACUGGUUUUCCAUUCCACCUUGUGCCUUUGGAACAGGUUCUGGACCUUUCACCGUCAGUUUUGGUCAUGGCCCCCUCCCCCUCCGAGCAACCGGGCAGUGCUUAUAAAGCAGCUGUGGAUCAGUUCAUUCAGUCUAAGGGCCACUGGCCUCCCAGACCACAGGACCAGGACCAGGACCAGGACCUGGACCAGGCCUCUCUGCCAGACAUCCAAGAAUCGCACACACAGCUACUGCAGCAGCUGAUGAGUUCUACAAAGACACAGACAGCCAGAGAAGAGCUGCUCAGUAUGCUAAGGCAGCAUCUGCUGGUGCACACAGCUCGUACCAAAGGCUACAGUAAGCUGAUGCUUGGAGACUGCUGCUCCAGACUGGCUGUUAAACUGCUGAGCAGCAUUGCACUGGGCCGAGGGGCACAGCUGGCCCAGGACACGGGUUUUUCAGACUCUCGUUAUGGGGACAUAAUAACAGUGCGGCCAAUGAGGGACUACUCAUCUAAAGAAAUAGUGUUCUACAACCAUAUGUUCAAAGUGCCUUCGAUUUUCAUCCCGGGCUUAGACACCAUGACUGCAGACAAGUCCAGUAUCCAGCGACUGACUGAGAGUUUUGUGACCAAAUUGCAGGCUGACUUCCCCUCCACAGUCAGCACCAUCUACAGAACUAGUGAGAAGCUGCAGACGGCGUGGAAGGGUUCAUGUGCUGCUGAUGUCUGUGACACAUGUCUGCUGUGCCUUUGUGCUCUGGACACUACUGUGGAGAAUGCAUCAGCUUUCCAGGCCACACUGAUCUCAGAGCAGCUGUCCCAAACUAAACCUCCAGAAACCAGUAGUGCCAUAAAUCCCAAUCUAAACCCAGUCCAAUCAAAUCCAGGUUCGGCUCUAGCUACAACCACUGGACAGUGCUGCUCUGGAGAAGGGGAAUGUGGAAAAAAAGGAGGAGGUUGCUGCUCUUCUCCCAGAGUACCAGAGACAACAGACAUGAGGAGCCUGUUAUGCUACAGCUGUCGGCAAACCGUUAAAGACAUGUCAUCAGUGGAUCAUCUGCCUGCAUACAUCCUGUUAGAAGCCCAGAGGAGGAACAGGAGGUCUCAGAUGAGAGAGCAGAUCAGCGAGUUCAUCCUGGAUGAGGGUGUUUAGAGAGCUACAGGCCCCAGCAUCCCAUCCUCUGCAUCCCAACAGGAGGGGACAUGGUUAAUGUCACUGCUUUACAGACUGUAGAAAAACCACCCAUGUUGAAUUGAUGUGAUGCUCCUGCUUUAACUCAAGCCUGAACUGCGUCUUUGAAUUCUGAGGAUAUUCAAUUGUGUUGGACUACAGAUCAGAAAAACAGAAAUAAAAAUGUAAUGAACUGGA
Molecule: messenger RNA, 2007 nt
Organism: Sphaeramia orbicularis (orbiculate cardinalfish)
Lineage: Eukaryota; Metazoa; Chordata; Actinopteri; Kurtiformes; Apogonidae
Gene: ctu2
Product: cytosolic thiouridylase subunit 2 homolog (S. pombe)
Exons: 16
Coding region: 253-1791 (512 amino acids)
Biological process (GO): tRNA wobble position uridine thiolation
Cellular component (GO): cytosol
Molecular function (GO): tRNA binding; sulfurtransferase activity
Source: RefSeq, a predicted model, not a curated record